This is a messenger RNA of Mesocestoides corti, 993 nucleotides long. The record is from the annotation of a GenBank genome assembly. Lineage: Eukaryota; Metazoa; Platyhelminthes; Cestoda; Cyclophyllidea; Mesocestoididae.
AUGUCCGGUCGAUUUGUCAGACAGCAUUGUAUUCGAGGCGGCGUGGAAUUUCGGAACACCCUGAGAGAAGAGGCUCGCAUGACAAUUCUUAUUCUCUGCUUGAUUGGUGCCUUUUUCAUUUGCCAGAGUCCUUUUGUUGCCUACUCCGCUUGUCAUAAAGUUGGAAUUCUCUCAAAACCAAGUCACGGCCACAGCCUUUUGCGCGCUGCCAUCACCCUAGCUCUAGCACUCAAAAGUGACUGCACCUUCGUGUUCCACUGCUGGUUAAAUCAGCGCUUUGCUCUUGCCCUGCGGCGGAUGCUGUGUUCUUUUUCAGCCAACGAAGGAUCUGGUCGCUGCCGCCUAAGCAAAUCUUACUCUCUUGAAGCAUCUCAAAACAACGGCAAUCUUCAAUAUUCUCAAACUCGUUCACUCGUUAAGCAUCAUGCUAUUCAACACGCCAAUCAAAGGGAUAAGAAGCACGUCAAAAUGUUGUUGAAGGAAAUCAAACACAAACACAGAACGACAUGCCAAUCUAAGGAAGAGGAAGUGCACAAGCUGUCGGAGCUGCAGUUCCCGCAACUAAGAGAUUCGAUAACAUUUGAACUGAAACAGGAUGACAAAAGAAAAGGAACCACCCAAACGAGGGGCGCGAAUCAAGCGGAGAGCGUUACCGAGCCGCUGUACCGUAGUGAUGCAGCCUGGGAUGAGCAGCAUCAAACAGGAAACAUCAGACACGCUGCUUCCAUGAAGAAGAAGUCAUUGCCAAUAUUUCCAAAACGCUGCAGCAGAAAUGAGCAAAAAUUCUUCUCGGAAAAUGACCUUCAUACGUCCUUCACAACUACUGACUGUUCCUUUGGUUCUUCAUGCCAAGCUCUGUCCUCGGUUUCCUCGGUCGGGUGUACAGCGGAAACAUGUGCUCAUUGCGGAUGUUCCCUAACUAAAACUUACUCGUUGCCACUCCGAAAUCCCAAGUUAGGAUCCUGUGAAUCAUGCUAUAUUAAGUGCGAUUGA